AUGUUGUGGUUGUUACUUGGCAUUAAUAUUAUUAUUAUCACAGCCGUUCAAGGCCAAUUAAAUUUCAAUAAUGAUUUGGAAAACAAUCAAAAAUUUCAAAGUGUUCCAACUACCAUAAAAACAUAUGAAAAUGAUACGGUUCUAUUGCCAUGCUCAUUAGAUACUCCCUUCCGCUAUGUGCGUUGGCAUCGAGACGAUGUGCCUUUGGUGGAUUCACGUCAUCCAGAGAUUUUACCUCCCGACCGUGUGAUGCUCUGGCCAAAUGGCAGCCUUCAAGUAUCCUAUGUUCAAACCGAGGACACUGGUGACUAUUAUUGUGAGAUUAUGUCAGCCACUGGCAUAAGAUCGAUUCAAGUGCAUGCCAUUGAAGUGCAGUAUCCAGCGAGUGUUUUAAUUGAACCGAAUGGCGUGACAGAGCAGUCAAUUGGUUCCGUUGUCGAGGUGGCUUGCCAGGCUCAGGGUGUACCACAGCCAGUUAUAACAUGGCGCUUGAAUGGCAACACCUUGGAUAGGUACAGUCGCACGGGUAAUCGUCAGAGUCACAUCUUUGAUAUCAAAUCGAGAAGUAUGGCGGGACAGAUUGAGUGUGUGGCCACCAAUGGAGUGGGUCAACCAGCCGUAGCUGGUGUCUACUUGCAGGUCCUCUUCAUACCCGAGGUGAGCUUGCCCCAAACGAUUGUCUAUACCAAAGUGGGAGCACGUGCCCAUCUCGAGUGUCUGGUCGAAUCGGCUCCCAUGGCCGCUGUAAAGUGGUUCCAUCAUGGCCUCUUGAUAACUAUGGGCUCCCAAAUAACUACCCAUGAGACGGAAUUGCAAUUUAAUCGAUCUGUCGAUCAUUAUGUCAGUCAUAUUAAGCACGUGUUGGUUAUCAAAAAGGUUCGAGAUGCCGAUAUGGGUCAGUACGAGUGUCGAGCCUAUAAUAAAUUGGGCUUUAAAAGUGCCAGCAUAGAGCUCACAGGUCGACCCAUGCCUUGUAUAUUCAAAAUAAAUCCUGGCACCCAGAGUCCCACUUCUCAUAUAUUGGUCUGGCAAACGGAGAGCCUGCUACCCAUUAUGGAAUUUAAACUGAAAUUCCGUCAGAUUCCAUCACGAAAUGUAACCAAACAGAUACGCACCAAUUGGACAGAGUUGACCAUUCCUGCCCAGGUUACCAUAGGAUCCAUUUACAUUACUUCAUAUACGUUACAUGGCCUGCAACCGGCGAGUCUUUUUGAGGUUUCUGUUUUGGCCAGAAACAGUUUUGGCUGGAGUGACAAUAGCAAAAUUGUUCGUUUUGCCACUGGGGGAGAGGUUGAACUGCCCAAUUAUUCUACGGAAUCCGAGAUGCAAUAUGAUGCCACAGAAGAGUAUUCGGAACAAAAUGAAAUCACACAAAGAUCACAAAUUUUAACCGCCAGCAUGACGCACAAUAGGGCAGAAGCCCUUUCCAAUUGUGGGCCAAGUGCCUUGAUCUAUUCCAUAGUCUUAAUUAUCAAAUUAUUUUAUGUAAAUUUUAAGAAUUUGUACUGAAUGCAAAUGUUCCAAAAUAAAUUAAUUACCACUGAAAAGUU
Messenger RNA from Drosophila willistoni, 1550 nucleotides. RefSeq names its product opioid-binding protein/cell adhesion molecule (gene wrapper). The transcript has 4 exons. Gene Ontology annotation, cellular component: axon; plasma membrane; neuronal cell body. Gene Ontology annotation, molecular function: protein binding; axon guidance receptor activity. The record is from RefSeq and is a predicted model, not a curated record. Bases 1 to 1509 code for a protein of 502 amino acids. Gene Ontology annotation, biological process: homophilic cell-cell adhesion; synapse organization. NCBI's taxonomy places the organism in Eukaryota, Metazoa, Arthropoda, Insecta, Diptera, Drosophilidae.